Molecule: messenger RNA, 165 nt
Organism: Durusdinium trenchii
Lineage: Eukaryota; Dinophyceae; Suessiales; Symbiodiniaceae
Source: the annotation of a GenBank genome assembly
GCUGUGGAUGCUGAGCCAGAGGCGGAGGGAGAUGGCAAGAUUGAUACCACCAAGAUUGAUGUCCCCCAUAAGAUGGUGAUGAAGCCCAUGGGGUUGGUCUUCUAUACGCCCAAGAGCUUCAGCUUUGAGUCAGGGCUGACAUCAGCACGCUUGGAGCAGCCAUCA